Messenger RNA from Rotaria sordida, 210 nucleotides. The record is from the annotation of a GenBank genome assembly. NCBI's taxonomy places the organism in Eukaryota, Metazoa, Rotifera, Eurotatoria, Philodinida, Philodinidae.
AUGACAUUAGCUAUUAAUAUUAAUGGACAAAGAAAAACAUUUUGUUAUCGAUGGAAACGAUCACAAGCAUCGAUUAUUAUUUUCAAUAUUAUUCUUCUGAUUCUAACAACAACAUCAAAAAUAGACAGUACAACGAAAAAAAAAGUUAUAAAUAUAACAUAUCGUGUUCUGAUUAUUAUCAUUUACAUUCUAUAUACAAAUAGAAACUAA